CUAAAGUACAUGUUGAAGUCGCGUGACUGCGCGUUGCCACUCGGGACAAUGUUACCUGGUACAGUCCGCGUCCCGCACGCGUCUGACUUUGUAUGAAGUCAUUCGAUUUCUUUCUUCACAUAAUCCAUAAAACCCCCUUCUUUUCCCUCAUGAAACUGGCCAAAGAUGGACUGCCCCUUGUAAUGGAUACUAGAGAAUAAUAAUGGAUGCUUUUGUCAAGAGAUCGAAGUCAACCAAAGUUCGGAAUUUGAAGGAGCCUCCAUCCAAAAGGGUCAAAAGAGAAGUCUGCGAUAGCAAUGAAGAUUCAGAUCAAGACAUUGAGUCGGAUUACGCUGCAUUGAAGUCAUUGCCAAAAUUGCGAAGGGUCGACACAGCAGCUUCAGAACCUGGCGAUGAUGAAACACCGCAAUUGUCAGAAUCCGAGGAUAAUCCGACUCGAAGGACUGCUAUUGAGAACUCACUUCCGGAGAUCAAGCCAGACAAAGAAGCCCUCGAGGAAUAUCAAAACUUCAAAGCAUCUCAAGAGGACGAAGAUAAUGCCAAUGUAGAUGCUGCGUCGAGACUCGAAUCGAGGAAAUGGGUAAGAGGCAAGACCUCUCUUUACGUCGAUGCUUUCAACCUCGCUCUUAGUACAGUAUUAGAUGAAGAAUCUCACCUAUUUGACGAGAAAGAGCUGUACAUCUUCGACCAGUGGAAAAAAUCAAGUUACGAGGCUCAAUUCUUAUAUGUACGACUAUUCCUCAGAAAGGCAGCAACAUGGCACCGGAUAGCCCGUUUGCGUUACUACGAUGAUAUUCAGGACACCGAGGCUGCUGUAAAGGAGUUACAGAGAAAUAGAGAUAUACCAUCUGGACCUACGGACUCUCCGUCCGGUAUUGAACCAGAUCUUGAUUCCUUAGCCCAAGAUCAAUGCGUUUUCGGGACUAGUUUCACGUUUGCAGAUACGUCGAAUUCGUUGAUUACAAGUGUAGAAGAGGCUAUUACGCUUCUUAGCUUAGACGAGGUCAAGACCCUGGCUAAAGAAGCUAAAGUGCACGGCAAAAAUAAGGCCGAGCUUGCUAAAGCUAUAUGUAGAACGAGCAGUCAGCAACUCGGCCUCCUCUCAUUAGGUCUCCGGCGAUCUAGCACUGUUGAUUCUGCCAACUCGUCAGGACGGGGUACUCCCGAGAUAGAUGCUCCAAGUCCAGGUCUCGGCGAGGACUCGAACAGGAGAAAACAUUUCCUAGACAAGAUACUCGCUAUAGCCGGACCCUGCAUACGGCUAUCCCUUCCCGUUUUCAAGUUGUUUGAAAGAGUUCAUCUGGUCUUCUAUCGCUCCACGCAAUGGACAGAGAAGUCUCUGACCACAAUUAUUCUUGCAAAAAUCUCGAGACGCAAUUUCCCCAAAUAUAUUGUUAGCAGAUCAGCCAACAUAUUCGCAUCUAGAUCUCAGUUGCUAGAGUUUGAAGCAGCUAUGCGGACUGAGUAUGCGGUUGAUAAUAUCUUAGAGUCAUAUGGACCCGUUACGGAAGGAGACUUUCAGAAAAUCAUAGACAUCUUUGAAGAGAUAUACCCACGAUGGAAAGCCUUAUUGCAAGAAGAACAGGAGAAAGAGGAGAGGAUAUAUGAGUCAGGCGAAGGCGCAUACUUAAGACGGCUCAAUCCUGCCCAUCCAUAUACUCGGGUCGUGCAUAAAACUGCGUACGUCUUUGGCCGAUUAAAAGAGCAUAGCCGCGAGCACUCUUUAUUGACUGAGCUACUUGCCCAACGUCUAUUCCAUUUAGCUCGUCGAGGCUCGUGGUAUCAACGAAAGGCGCUCUUGGAAGAGCAUUAUAUGUACGCGCUGGAGUCCGAUCCAGCUUAUAAGGAUACAGAGAUGCAAAAGAAGCAUUGGAGACGAAUCGCGGCAAUAACCUGCGAGACUGCCUUGGAGGAUCGAGAUUGCCAUCUCAUAUAUCAUUACGAUAUACAGAAACGGCUAGUCAAGCUCGAGAAGCAACUCAAAAUUCCCAAGCGUCAGCAGCAUGACUUUGGGCAUGUGAGGUUGCAAAAGCCAGAAGAGCAUUUUGUUGAAGGUAUCCAAGUGAAGAAAGACAACGUGGUGGGUAAGAAAGGGCGAGCGGCGAGCACGAAGACGAUCUGGGUAGACGAGGGCGAAGGAGAAGACGAAGGAGAGUGCAGCGUGGAAGCCAUGUGCCUGAGCUGGUAUAGAAGUCAGGGCUGGAAAGGUUAUCAUGCCGAAGGAGGCAUCAUAAGAACCUUGUUCGCGUACCUUUUCUUCGACAUUCUUUUCCUUUACAUACCUAACGUGUUUCAAACGGCAUAUCAAAUGUGCCCCCUAGACUUACAUACAGACGCCUUCUACCCAACCAGGGCUUCCGAAAUCAACUAUCGCCUUGUCGAGAUUGCAAACGGCGGGGCGGCGAAGCUAAUCGAGGAGGUGAAUCGACGGGAGCGAGAAAAUCGCACGUGCGUCGUAGGUCUCAACUGGGACUAUGAGCUGGAUGACCUCUUGGAGCUGGCCAGGUGCUUCGACGGCGCGGCCCUGGCUUCGAUUUGCAAAGUCAUGGCACAGGAGUAUGGGCAGAGGGGCGGCGGUAUCCCGGACCUGAUUCUGUGGAGGACAGAGCCGCGCGAGGAAGUUAUGUUCGCCGAGGUCAAGAGCGCCAACGACCGCCUCAGUGACACCCAAAGACUAUGGAACCACGUCCUCACUGGUGCCGGCGUAAAGGUGGCUCUGUGCAAUGCUGUAGCUAAGGAGGUAAGAGAGGUUUGAUGGCGCUGCAUAAAGAAGCCAUUCCGGUGGCCCGCGGGUGUACAACAGCACAUGCCUAGCUCACGAAGCAACUUACCUGUUUUGUUAGCAGCAGGCUGUGAGCUCGGCGCGGAUACGGAUGGCGAGAAGCCAAUGAAACGAAGACAUGCCCGAAACUACAUGUCACAGCUCGGUCUAGGGUCCAUGAUCUUCUGUCGUGGUUUCUUUAGCGACCCUUCUUGUGGCGUUCGCGUGGCGGGGAUGAUGAGAGUGCAUAUUU
Hypoxylon fragiforme is the source of this 3014-nucleotide messenger RNA. Its product is annotated as VRR-NUC domain-containing protein. Lineage: Eukaryota; Fungi; Ascomycota; Sordariomycetes; Xylariales; Hypoxylaceae. The record is from RefSeq and is a predicted model, not a curated record. Gene Ontology annotation, cellular component: nucleus. The transcript has 2 exons. Gene Ontology annotation, biological process: interstrand cross-link repair. The coding region runs from base 203 to 2755 and encodes 850 amino acids. Gene Ontology annotation, molecular function: flap-structured DNA binding; 5'-3' exonuclease activity; 5'-flap endonuclease activity.